Cetraspora pellucida is the source of this 1009-nucleotide messenger RNA. Lineage: Eukaryota; Fungi; Glomeromycota; Glomeromycetes; Diversisporales; Gigasporaceae. The record is from the annotation of a GenBank genome assembly.
UUCAUCCGGGACAAAAGCACGAGGGCUCUUUAAACAUCAAUGGGACAAUAUAAUUAACAAUAUAGAAAAGUUUUUGAUGUCUCCAGAUACAACUCUUCUAUCUUCAGAUUUCGACUCCGUUUCAGCUUCAGCUAAUCAAGAUAUGGAACAAGAUGGACGAGCGGAUGACAUCAGUCAAUAUUUAACAAAAAUAUUGAAAAAUGUAAACACCGCAAAAAAAUUAUGCGAUGCGAUAAUGACAGAACGUGAAAAGUUACGCGCAGAGGGAAAUACGAAAUGGAAGAAGCGGUCUCUGGAGUUGGUGAAAAUAUUCCGGGAACAGUUCCCAGAUGGCAGGAACCUCUUCAAAGAAGAACAAACCGAAUACGAUUAUAUUAUCAAGUUUGUCUCUCGCGUCUAUAUAAUGUUGUUCAAAGAUAGAACACUUUUGAAAUGUAACUGGGGUGAAAAGACCUUGCGUUGUUCCGCAAUUCUACUCAACCGUUCACUAAAAGAUGAUGAUAGAAGGUGUUCCGGGAAUAAGAUAGAUGCAAUUAUGUCAAUUUUGGAUAUUGGCUUAGAAUUCUCGACUUUAGAAGUCUCUGGAAGUCCAUCAAAACCUGAACAUACUCACUUUGCUGGGGAUCGGAAUAAAACAGCGAAGAUGCUCAAAAUCAUCUUGAAUUAUAUAUACAUCAAAUACCCAGGCGACUUCGAAAAAUUUAGAAGAAUAAAAGUGUAUGGUGUACAAAUUUACGAUCAUAACUUAUAUAUAUAUAGUAUGUGCAUGCCAUUUGCUGGAAUUUACUAUUUUAAACUUGAGAAUAUGUUCUCCUAUCCAACAAUUACAUUCUUGAUUUUCAAAGAGUUGCCAAUUUUCGCUUCAAACCUAUGGAUGUUGCGGGACUUGAUUACUUCAAGUUUUAAUAGUAUAUUGACGUACAUUACAAGUAAUCCUUUGCAAAUUGAUAAUGAUAAUAUCAUGAUUGCAAAUGUAGAAAUCUCACCUCAAAAGAAGAAACAUAAUUAA